This is a messenger RNA of Manihot esculenta (cassava), 2093 nucleotides long. Its product is annotated as transcription factor bHLH67. Lineage: Eukaryota; Viridiplantae; Streptophyta; Magnoliopsida; Malpighiales; Euphorbiaceae. The coding region runs from base 479 to 1669 and encodes 396 amino acids. The transcript is spliced from 4 exons. The record is from RefSeq and is a predicted model, not a curated record. Gene Ontology annotation, biological process: regulation of transcription by RNA polymerase II. Gene Ontology annotation, molecular function: RNA polymerase II cis-regulatory region sequence-specific DNA binding; DNA-binding transcription factor activity, RNA polymerase II-specific; protein dimerization activity.
UCUCUCUCUCUCUUUCUCUCUCUCUCCCCCUUCUGUUAAGUCUUACCAACUCUCUCCAGUCCCAUAUACAUCUGUUAUAUCCUCUCUUAGUUGCUUAUUUUCCACCCUUCGUUUCUCACCCUUAGUUGGUUAUUUUCAAUUUGUUUUUCCCUGCUGUUUGUUUUUUUUUACUCGUCUUCAGACAUCACUUAACUCUUCUUAGCCUCCAUUUCUUGCUGGUUACUCCCUCUCUUUCUCUGUGUGUGUGUGUGGGUGUGUGGUGCUGUUCUUGAAAGCAUUUAAUAUUAUUCUAUUUAAGAGUAUCACCAGGACACCAGCCUCAGAAAAUAAAGGAAUAUAUUUGGCUUGAAGAUGGGGUAUCUAGUUCUGCUUCUUGGGCGUUACAUUUAUUACUAUUUUUCUGUUAGCAUCACAAUGGAAUGUUGGUAACUGAGUGGGAGAUAAUUUAAAGCUUACUUGCAACUUCUGCUCAUCUGUAAUGGAGAGGCUCCAAGGCCUUUUUGAUCCUUGUUUCUUAGGUGAACAGCUGGAUGCAGAGGGCUUGGAACGAGGAUUUGUAAACACAGAAAAUUUGAGAACAUUCGAGGAAGAAGAAACACAGUUCUCGAUGCCAAGUUUAGAAGACAAAAUCCCUUUUCUUCAAAUGCUACAAGGUGUAGAAUACCCACCAUUUUUUCCCCUCAAAGAACCCAACUUUCAGACAUUACUAAAACUCCAACACCUCAAAAGGCCUUGGAACAACUACAUCACUGAAGCGGACACCCAAGUUCAAGCGCUGGAGCUUGAAAGUUGUGUCACUCAUGACAUAGCUGAUUUGCACUCACCAGCCAAAUCUGAAACCAAAGAUUUUCAGAACCCACAUUCAAAUUCCUGUCUUGAAGAUGUAAGCCCCGAGCCUAAGAGGCAGGCCAAUUUAAUAGGACGCUUUUGCAAAGAACGUAACUCAGACUCAUCCUUUCCAUGGACUCACCCACAAACCAUGCUCCACGAGACCCAUUUCUCCAAAACUUCUCCAGUAGUCACCAAGGAACGAAAAAAGCGAAAACGAACAAGGCCAACGAAGAACAAAGAAGAAGUAGAGAAUCAGCGCAUGACCCACAUUGCUGUGGAACGCAAUCGCCGUCGCCAAAUGAACGACCACCUCAACUCUCUCCGCUCUCUCAUGCCCCCCUCCUACGUGCAAAGGGGUGACCAAGCGUCUAUUAUAGGAGGUGCAAUAGAUUUUGUGAAGGAACUAGAGCAGCUUCUACAAUCUCUGGAAGCGCAAAAGAGAAUGAGAAAAACCGAAGAAGCUGUAGCGGCCAUGGGCAUGACAUCGAACUGGUUAUUCACUUCUCAGGCGGAGUGUAAUAUCCAGGGGGAAAGCGGCAAUUGUGAAGAGGAAGCAAAGGUGAAGAGAAAAUCUGAGGCGGCGGAGAUAGAAGUGACAGUCAUAAAAAAUCAUGUAAAUUUGAAGAUUCAGAGUGAAAAGAAGGCAGGCCAGUUGUUGAGAGCCAUCGUUGCACUGGAGGAUCUUAGGCUGACAGUUUUGCACCUUAACAUCACGUCGUCUGAAAAUACAGUUCUUUACUCAUUCAACCUAAAGAUAGAGGAUGACUGUAAGCUGGAAUCAGCGGAUGAGAUAGCAGCAACAGUUGAUGAAAUAUUCACCAUUAUCAACGGCAACUGAUUGGUCAAUUACACUCGUAGGCAAGAGAGAAACGGAAGCUCACUCUACAAUUCUGAGUUCCCUUCUAAUACAGUGUAGGGGAUUAAAAAACCGAAAAGAAAAGCUGCAACUGGGUUCUUAGGGAUGGUAGAUAGGGAACAGAACAGAGGAUUGCUUCCAUUAAUCGUCUCCAGUGCACAAAUUAAGCGGAUGAUACUUACUGCUUAACUUUCUUUCUUUCUUCUUUUAAGAAAAAGGCUUAUUAUCUGUAUUGCUAGAGCUAGUUGGCAGAUUAGAAUAUGGGUAUGAGUUGGAAUUGUUUCAGCUGAGCUUGCGUGGUCAAAAAGAGUGGGGCUAGGCUAUAAUGUUUUAAUAUAAUAUAAUAAUAAUAUUAUUAUUAAAAAUGUAAUGAUGACAAAAUGCAAAUGAUGCAUCUCUUUUUCAA